UUUUUCCAAACCCAUGAAAAUGCAUAUAGAAAUCUUUAAUUUUCACGCCUCUUCUAUCUCUUCCAAUCUCCGGCUCUUUAAUGUCGCCGGCCGCCGCCAAACUCCCAACCCUUGUCUCCUUGUCGGAGUGACCCACCACCGCUGGUCACUCGGCUCCACGAUUCUUACGAGCCACGGUUUACCCCAAAGAAACGAGCAGGUUGAAGGCUUGAAGGACAUCUCGCCGCUGAUUGAAAGAGCACCUGCGCUGGUUGCUCUCCGUUGUGGACCUCGUCGUCUCUAACUCCAUUGCAGAUUUGCAGGUGAAGCUUGUGUAGUUUGUCAUGGUGAAUGCGACCAGAGGACUCUUCAUUUCCUGCGACAUACCCAUGGCGCAGUUCAUCAUCAGUAUGAACAAUUCCAAGCCAUCGAACCAGAAAUUCAUAAUACAUGUCCUUGAUGAUACUCACCUGUUUGUGCAGUCUCAUGCAUCUGAAAUGAUAAGGAUUGCCAUUGCUGAAUUCAGAGAGACAAAUACUUAUGAAAAACCUCCUUGAUACAACUCGUUAUUCUAACCCUUUGUGAUAUUUUCAAUUUUUAAUAAAUAGAUUGUACUCGUGCUAAUGCAACGUAGUAUAUUUUUAAUUUUAGGCAUUGUAUUCUGUUUCAGAAAUUUUAUAUUAGGAUUAAUAUAUGGAGUAAAUUUAUUUA
This is a messenger RNA of Spinacia oleracea (spinach), 690 nucleotides long. RefSeq names its product general transcription and DNA repair factor IIH subunit TFB5. Lineage: Eukaryota; Viridiplantae; Streptophyta; Magnoliopsida; Caryophyllales; Amaranthaceae. Gene Ontology annotation, biological process: transcription by RNA polymerase II; nucleotide-excision repair, preincision complex assembly; nucleotide-excision repair. The record is from RefSeq and is a predicted model, not a curated record. The transcript is spliced from 3 exons. Bases 324 to 536 code for a protein of 70 amino acids. Gene Ontology annotation, cellular component: transcription factor TFIIH core complex; transcription factor TFIIH holo complex.